Anguilla rostrata (American eel) is the source of this 973-nucleotide messenger RNA. RefSeq names its product mediator complex subunit 31 (gene med31). The transcript is spliced from 4 exons. Gene Ontology annotation, cellular component: mediator complex; core mediator complex. The coding region runs from base 218 to 604 and encodes 128 amino acids. Gene Ontology annotation, biological process: regulation of transcription by RNA polymerase II. Lineage: Eukaryota; Metazoa; Chordata; Actinopteri; Anguilliformes; Anguillidae. Gene Ontology annotation, molecular function: transcription coregulator activity. The record is from RefSeq and is a predicted model, not a curated record.
AUCUUUCCGACAAAAAUGGCGACGUCGGUUUUAUGUCCGAGAUUUGUGUAGCUUCCUGCAUUAUUUUUUAUGUCGCCGUAAAGCAUAAUUACAAUAUUAGGGGAUAUCAGUAUUAGUUAUACAAAUUGUAGUUGUGUUCUUCAACUAAACUGGAAAACGCAGUCAUUUUACGUGUUUUUGGUAAUUCGCCAUACAUCCGACUGCUUGUUCGCUUGCGAUGGCAAGUGCUAUGGAGUCAGAAGAGCAGGCGAGGAAUCGCUUCCAGUCAGAGCUGGAGUUCGUUCAGUGCCUGGCGAACCCGAACUACCUCAACUUUUUAGCUCAGAGGGGCUACCUUCGAGAGAAACCAUUUGUGAACUAUUUGAAGUACCUGCUGUACUGGAAGGACCCAGAAUACGCCAAGUACUUGAAAUACCCCCAGAGCCUGCACAUGCUGGAGCUCCUUCAGUACGAGCACUUCCGCAAGGAGCUGGUCAAUGCACAGUGUGCCAAGUUCAUCGAUGAGCAGCAGCUCCUGCACUGGCAGCACUACUCGCGCAAGCGUACGCGGCUGCAGCAGGCGCUGGCCGAACAGCAGCAGCACAGCAACGCCACGGCCAAGUGAAACCGGCCGCUCUGUGAGACUGUGUUGCAUCCAAAAGGGUGGAAGAAUGGACUUAUUUGAAUCUGGAGCUAAGGCGAAAGAGAAACGGGAUAGAGCACUCUCCUUUUCACUUUUUUGGGUGGGCAGGGCAGGGCUGGGUGGGGAGGAGGGAGGGGUAGUUUUCCUUUGGGAAAGAAUUGUUUGUAUUCCUCUAAAGGCUUACAUGUGCUUUUUUAAGCCAAAGUAAGUUGUGUGAUGGAGUACUGCUAGAUUUUUUUUACAGUUUUUUAUUGCACAAUUGUUUAUUAGCUUAAAACAGUGUAAAUUGAAACUGGUGUUUCUUUUCCACAUUGUCUACAGCACAAUACAAGUAUAUCAUGUUGAAAAUGA